Capra hircus (goat) is the source of this 2345-nucleotide messenger RNA. RefSeq names its product chromosome 19 C17orf96 homolog (gene EPOP). The transcript has a single exon. The record is from RefSeq and is a predicted model, not a curated record. Bases 443 to 1582 code for a protein of 379 amino acids. Lineage: Eukaryota; Metazoa; Chordata; Mammalia; Artiodactyla; Bovidae. Gene Ontology annotation, biological process: neuron fate commitment.
GGGAGCCAGCGGGGAAGAAAGAAGCCGAGCGGGCGGAAGGCGCCCUCCCCGCCGCCUGGGCCCCGGCACCGGGUGCCGGGCCCGGGGUCCUUCCCGCCUCCUGCGGCCGCCGGCCGCUUUGUUUCCCCAGCCUCUGCGCUCCGGGCAACUCAAGAGGGGCUCCCGCCGAGGCUGCACAGGGCUCGCGGCGGCAGGAAGGGCGGCCGACCGCGCCGGGACUCACAGGGACCCAGGAGUCCGGCCGCCGAGAGGGCCGCGUGACGAGAUCGAAGAGGGACCCGGAGCUCUGUGGCCCACGGGUGCGGGCCGGGGGCGCUCGCGAGCAGAGACCUCCCCGUCGAGGGGGGGCGAUGUUCCCCUCGCCCGUGGGCUCUUCGGGCAGUCAGGGCAUCCCGCCGCUGGGACCAGGGCCCCCUCAGUGGGCAACCCCCCGGAAAGUUCCAUGGAGACUCUGUGCCCCGCUCCCCGCCUCGCAGUGCCGGGGUCCCCGCGAGGGUCACCCUGCUCCCCCACACCCCGGAAGCCGCGUCGGGGGACCCAGGAGUUCUCUCCUCUGUGCCUGCGUGCCCUUGCCUUCUGCGCCCUUGCCAAACCCCGGGCGUCCUCUCUGGGCCUGGGGCCUGGGGAGCUGGCGCCGCGGGCUCCGGUGCUGCUGGGCCCUUGCGCCCCGCUGUGCGCCGGCGGCAGGGCCCCGGAUGGCCUGAAGCACCUCGCGGGACAGGCCGGGCGGUCCAGCGAUCCCAACUCCCCGGCCCGCCAGGAUGCCGACGCCGCAGUGUGCCGGGGCCGCGGCGAGGAGGAAGAGGGCGGAGGCAGUUUCCCGCACUUCAGCGCUCGCUCCGGCGUACCUCCCGGCCACUGCCCGGCGCCCCGGCGCCCUCGGGAAUCUCCGACCAGCUCCGUCUCGGCUCCGCCUAGGCCAGCCCUGGCUCUCGACUCUCAGCCUGGCCCCGCCGCUAGCCCGCAUCAGGAGCCAGGUUCUCGGCCUCCGCCGCCACCUGCGGGCCUCUCCUCUGAGCCCAUGGGGCCUGGGGCCGCGCCGGAACCGCCCCCGCCGAACCAGACAGCCGCAGUCGAUGGAAACCCUCCGAAGGUCGCCCCCGAGGCACCGGCCUCCAGCCCCUCGACGGCCAGCGAAGCUCCGGCCGCGCCCGGCGAUCUCCGCCAGGAACAUUUCAAUCGUCUGAUCCGCCGCUCGAAACUGUGGUGUUACGCGAAGGGUUUCGCCCUCGACACUCCGAGUUUGCGCCGGGGGCCCGAGCGGCCCCCAGCUAAAGGGCCCGCCCGAGGAGCCGCCAAGAAACGCCGGCGGCCGGCGCCCCCUCAACGCAGCGCGCAGCCCCGCCGACCUACCCCGACGCUCCCCACCACGAGCACCUUCAAUCUCCUCGACUGCUUCCCCUGCCCCCCGGCCCUGGUGGUGGGGGAGGACGGAGACUUAGGGCCGGCAUCCUCGCUUCGCCUUCACGGAGACGCUAAGCCCCCGCCUGCCCACCCCCUGUGGAGGUGGCAGAUAGGGGGUCCCGCUGUCCCUGAGCCCCCUGGCCUCAAAUUCUGGGGAAUCAACUUGGAGCAGCCCUGAGCGUGAGACCUGUUCUGCCAAGGGGGGAAAAGGGGGGGCCACAGCCAGACUGCGGGCUCGAGAAUAGAGCCUCAUUUCUCACCUUUGCCUGUCCUCUUUAGGUUUUAUGGGCUGUGGUCAGAAGGACCUCAAAUGACAGUGAUCUUCAAGCACCUAACUGGUUGCAGUGACACCCCCUCCCCCUCAUCCUUUGGAGAAGAACCAAGGCCUGGAGUCGGGAGAAGGCUUAACCGAAAAAGGCUUAAAGACGUAGAUUCCAAUCCCUCCCCUCUUCCAUCUCGGAUCUCUGGGGGCAGGGCCUUCACCCCAGGGGGAGUCGAGAAGGCUACAACUCAAAAGAGGAGGAAAAAAAAAGAGGGAGAGAGACCUUGGUGAUGGACAAACCGGUUGUUUCUGUGGGCGAGCCUGGGGAUGGGUGGGGGCUGUAGUGGGGGUGGGGAGGUGAUUGGCAGCUCCCUGGGGGCAUCCUCAACCCCCACCAUCCAGGCCUUUAACCCUUCACUCCCCUCAGGCCUUCCCUAGCCUCCAAGCACCACUGUAGCCUUCAUGGGGACCCGAGCAGCUUAGGCAAGGGUAAGAUCACCCUCUCCUGGUUCUUUUCCUAGGGUCCCCCCAGUCAAGUGACCCCUAGUUACCGAGGUCUUCAUUCUCAGCCACCAGUCUUUCCCCUUUGUCCAGUUUUGGAGUUUCCUUCAAUAUUCCAUUUGCUUUCAGGUUAUAAGAUCUGAUGGGUAAAAGAGGACACCCCCACACCCCACACCCC